GGCGGCCUGAAAGGCAUUAUUUCAGCUGAUUCCACGAAACUCCGUAAAGUCUUCUUGCGAUGGUGCAAUCUGCACUUGAAUCAACUUUGUCUGUAAAUGAGACGUACAUCUAACCAGCUGAUGGUGACAAGCUGGCUGAGAUAUGUUUGUAUCUCUUUUUGAAACCGAUGAAGAAGGAUCGAAAAACAGUAAACCAGGUACUACUGGCAGAGUUUCCAAACAGAACAAGCUGAACUGGCCUCCUCAGCCAAGAGGGGUAACUGGAAUCUGUGGUCUGCGGAACCAAGGAGCCACGUGUUAUUUGAAUUCUUUACUGCAAACGUUAUUUUUCACUCCAGAAUUUAGAGAUGGGCUUUUCAGCCUUACAUCAGAAGAUUUGAGCUAUGAUCCAAGAGGUGGGACUUAUCCCAAGGUCAGAGUGAUACCACAUCAGCUUCAGAAAUUGUUUGCCAAGCUCCUUCUGCUUGAUCAAGACAGUGUUAACACUUCUCAAUUGACAGAUAGUUUUGGUUGGACUGGAAAUGAGGGAUUUCAACAGCAUGAUGUUCAAGAAUUAAGCAGAAUCUUGUUUGGCGCCUUAGAAUCAUCUCUUCUUGGUACCCCUGGAGAGGCUUUGAUUAAGAAUCUGUAUCAUGGAACCUCUGUAACAAAGGUAACUUGUCAGGAAUGUUGGCAAGUCAGUGAAAGAGAGGAGGAUUACCUUGACCUUCCAUUGGUUCUCUCUGGGUGCAAGGACUUGCAAGAGAGUCUUUCUAUGAGUUAUGCUGCUAUGGAGAUUUUGGAGGGAAGAAAUCAGUAUAAGUGUGGAUUAUGUAACAAGCUUGUCAAUGCUACAAAGGGCAGUAAUAUAAGAACUCUGCCUCCCAUCCUGACAUUUUCAUUGCUGAGGUUUGAUUAUGAUUUUCGAAAAGGCGAACGAGUUAAGGACUGUAAGAGAUACUCCUUUCCAGUCACACUAAACAUGAAAGAUUUUUGCGAAUCUAGUGAUGCUGUUGAAGCAGAUCAAGAAUAUCAGUUGUUUUCUGUUGUUAUUCAUGGAGGAAGUUGUUAUGGAGGACACUACCAUGUGUACAUUCGUGAUGUUGAAGGAGUGCGAACCUGGCAUCCACCUGAGAAGAAGCAAGUGAAAGUCGUUAAAGAAGAUGAUGUUGACGAGAAAGAUGUCAUCAACUGUGGGAACCCUGUGGACCUAAUUACCAGUUUACUGAAGAAGCUUGGUGGUGCUGCAUCUGUCAAUCAGUUAUGUCAGUAUAUGUCAAAGGAAACAGGGAUUUCUUGGAAUAAGGGAUUUAAAAGUCAAUAUGGACCUCUAACAAAGUUUUUCAAGAAAAACUCUGAUGUGUUCAGGUUCAGUGAUGCAUCAGGUUAUGUCUCACUACAAAAUGGUAUCCAUGAAAAUUCCAACAAAACAUCACUAGCAGUGGUCCAAGAACAAGGGGAACCAGGAAAACUUGUAGAUGAUGUUCAGAAAAGAAACUCCCAACCUGUAUUGGAAGGUGAAAGUUUGCCUGAGCAUGGACAUUGCUGGUUUGAUAUAAAUGAUUCAAGGAUAUCCUGUAUACAUGAAAAAGACCUCCAAAGUCAGUUUGCUGGAAAGGAAAGUGCUUACAUGCUGUUUUAUAGGAGAAAAAACCUUUCUGCAUGUGUGGAAGAUCCAGCUCUCUUAGUCCCUGCUCCAAUUAGAGCUGAGGUUGAUAAACUAAAUGAGGAUUUGGUGAGGCAAAGGAAAGACUAUGACUGUCAUCUAAAUGAAAUUUCUCUUAGUGUGCAUUUUGGAAACAACUAUACAAUGACAGACAGUGUUCUGCAGAUUAAACAGGGAGUAUCUGUCAAACCACUGAUUAUAUCACUGGACAGAAGAAAGUCUGUAAAUGAUCUUUUAAAAACUGUUCUUAAGCUUGACAUGCCUGGAAAUGAUGCAGAAUGUAACACUCUUCACAUUACUCGACAAUUACCAUCAGGCCUCCAUCUUUUUGAAGAACUGACGGAGUAUCCAGAAAAGUCUCUUAUACAAAGUGGAGUGAGUGGAGGUACAGAUGUAUUCCUAUGGAAUGGGAAAGAGAUUGAUGGAUACUCAGUGUAUCCUGGAGAAGACUCGGCACCAGUGCUGCUAAACAUAACAUAUUCCACAUGUCAACUGCAAGAUACAGUGGAAAUUCAGAAGCAUUUUAGAAAGGAUUCUACAGUGGGAGAGAUGAAGAUUAUGAUGAGCAAUUUUGUCAGAAUAAAUUUUCAAGAUUUGCGUCUAAGCUGGGUGAAGUCAAAAGGUAAAACCAAGCAAAUAAUGCCUAUAGAUUCAGAUCAGGAUGGUAACACACUGCACGAGAUAGGUCUACAAGACGGCGAUCAAUUGGUGGCUGAAGAAAAGGAAGGAUUGAAAUCCAGUGAACAGGGUCCGCCUAAGUUAGCCUCUGAAGAGAAGGAGAAAGCUUCUAGUCUGAUGUCCUUUGAGGUGGAGAAUAGAUGUUUGAUGCAGGAGUCUAAAGAACAGAUCGACAAUGACAGAAGUACAGGUUGGCCAGUUUUGUCCGUCAAGAUUCAUAAAGAGCAGACUGUUGGUGAUCUCAAAGCCAAAGUUCUUGAACUUGCAGACUGCAAUGGUAUCUCAGAAACCGCUUGUCGUUUACGGUCCGAUAGCGAUUGUCAAGGUCUUGGUGCCCCAGUGUAUGAACAUGAAACUUUGGAGGAGUCUUGGCUCAAUGAAGGUCAGCGGCUUGUAUUGGAGCAUAAGCCCCCUCUGCUCCAAGGAGAAAUCAUGAUCCGUUACUAUGUAUGUUCCCCCAUACAUACCAGCAGGAAAGAAGAGGAACAAACUGUGCUUAAAUCGUGCACCAUUCGUGAGUGUCUACAACUGUUAAUGGAAGACUCCAACCUACAAGGGAUGAGCUGGCAUUUAAGAAAAACUAACUGGAUCGGUGAACCAACUGACCUGCUAGACAACGAGGAAGAAACGCUGGAGAAUAAAAACAUUAAAAAUGGCGACACUCUUAUCGUUGAAGAGGGAAGGCUUCCUCCAAAGGGGUUCAUUCGUCUUAAUUUAUGGCAAACAAACAGUGGGAAGGCGAAAAACCAACAUUUUGGAGGGGUUCUAAACUGGAUUACAUCUGGUGUACAAGGUCUCCUUGGUUCAUCCACGGUGGAGACUUCAGGGAAUGAUGACAACGCAAAGGGCAGCGAUUCAUUGGAACCUUUGGGUGAUGUGGAGAUAUCCAAGGAAUCUUCACUGUAUGAUCUAAAGCUGCAAAUAAGUCACAUGCCGCAGCUAUCAGAUAACGUGAUCCCGACACCUUUAUUUGUCAGACUUCAGGAAGUCGUGGACAAUCACGCAACACGAGUUCUUAGAGGAACAAAUCGAACAUUGAGGCAGCUAAAACUGACCUCAUCUACUCAGCUUUCUGUGUGUGUUCUUCAACACGAGGAAGAUUUAAGUUCUUCUGCAGUGCUGUUGAGACUAAAGAAAAGGAUGCCACGAGAGAGGUGUUACUAUGAUGAACAAGAGGUAAUAUUUGAGCCGCCAGGAGGUGCUACGCCCGAGGCCUUACAUUACUUUGUGGGCAAAGUUUGUGAUAUUCCUCUUGAAAAACUUAAUGUGGCCAAAUAUCUCAGAGCCAAAUAUGAAUGGUUGGUCAUCAAAGACACCGAUGGAACUCAGAACAAGAAAAAGGGUCGGAAAAAGAAAAUCAAUUUGCGACAGUCUCCUGUUUAUCUUCAAGAUGGAGAUGUUAUUGGUGUCAAGAAUUGCCAAUCCGAUUCGGAAGACAAUGAUGAUUUCAGUACACCAGCAGAUGAUGAAGGAAAAGAAAAACUUAAAAGGAAAGAGGAGGAGAAAAAGAUGAGGAGAAAAGAAAAACGGGCAAGACGACCUGAAGUUCCGCUCUGCAUUCAUGUGGAUGACUUUAGAUAGCAUAUUGACCGUUCCUGACAAACCGAUAAAUUUCGACCGGUUCAUUUUUCACUGAGCUUCGAAGUAAUCCGAAGUUGCUUUUAUUUGUUUUACUUCGCUUCAUAGUUGGUCCAGAAAACUUGCACGACUUUCUCAACUAAUCAGACUCAAGACUGAAACCAAUCGUGACUUAGAGACCUCCGUUUUCCGCACUAUGAGCAGUUUGUUUUUAUAUUGAAUUCUUAUUGGCUUGUUGUGAUAUAUUCCUUCUCUCUGAUCGGCUGUUUUGAUUAUUUUUGGUUUGUUUUACGACAGUCAAUCCAAAUGUGCUCUAUGAGGGUGGGGGUGGGGAGUGUGAGUUAACAUCAGUUUGGCCAGACGUCGAAAAUCACACUUUGAACUUUGACAAAUGGAACAACGCUUUCAGGAUUCAACUGGACGUCCUAAAAUUUUGCCAAAAAUUUAGGCUCUAAAACAAAGGAAAA
Pocillopora damicornis (cauliflower coral) is the source of this 4368-nucleotide messenger RNA. Its product is annotated as ubiquitin carboxyl-terminal hydrolase 40. Gene Ontology annotation, molecular function: cysteine-type deubiquitinase activity. Gene Ontology annotation, cellular component: nucleus; cytosol. Lineage: Eukaryota; Metazoa; Cnidaria; Anthozoa; Scleractinia; Pocilloporidae. Gene Ontology annotation, biological process: protein deubiquitination. The record is from RefSeq and is a predicted model, not a curated record.